This is a messenger RNA of Calliphora vicina (urban bluebottle blowfly), 7664 nucleotides long. It is a transcript of the gene Fur2, whose product is annotated as furin-like protease 2. Gene Ontology annotation, biological process: peptide hormone processing. Gene Ontology annotation, molecular function: serine-type endopeptidase activity. The transcript has 17 exons. Lineage: Eukaryota; Metazoa; Arthropoda; Insecta; Diptera; Calliphoridae. The record is from RefSeq and is a predicted model, not a curated record. Gene Ontology annotation, cellular component: trans-Golgi network; neuron projection; Golgi membrane. The coding region runs from base 1696 to 6783 and encodes 1695 amino acids.
UGAAAACUUCAGUUAUAGUUGGAGCGUAUAGCCAAACGGUACGUUUAAAAAGCGACGCUUGUCAAUUUUUUUUGUUAACCCUAUAACGUUUCUUCUUCUUCGUGUUACCACUAAAUGUUGUUGUGGUUGUUGUUUUUAUUAUUUUGUACAACAACAAAAUAAUUACGGACGGGUUUAAUUUCCAAUAUUUUUGUUAUUUUUUUUGUUUAAUUUUCAUUUAUUUGUUUGUUUAAUGCAACAACCAAAAUAAGUGUUGAAAACGAACGGGCGUGUAAAACGCGUUUUAGCAAAAAUAAAAAAAAAAUAUUGAAAAAAUUAUAAAAUUUAUCAAAAAUUGUAAUCAAAGUAAAAUAUAUAAGAAAAAUAAUCCAAAAAUAAUAAUAAAUAAAGAAAUACCUAGCUAUCUUACUAGUGUUUUGUCGUGUCUUAAAGCUUAAAGUAAAAUAAAUCGUGAUUUCCUCGUUUUUUUCCUUCCUUUUACUGCUUCUACACAUUACGACGACCGACCACUUUUCAUUCCGUGUUGUUUGUUCGCUUCCAAUACUGUCCUGUGUCAAGCAGCAGCAGCAAUUCGUUGUAAAAAUUCGUGUUGUUUUUGUUUUUCGUUUUACGUUUCUUUUAACUUGAUUCUUUUUUGUGUCUGUUAUUUUUUCCUGCAUCUCAAUUUUGUAAUUAUUCCAAUCACUCAGUUCGUGAAAAAAUAAGUGUUUAUAAGCUAAAAUACAAAAAAAAAUAUAUAAAAAUAAAAGUUAUUUAACAAAAUCUUAAAACAUAUUGUGCUGUCACUUCCCCUCACACAACCAACUUUGGCAACCCUUAAAUCUCUACCAUAAAAACACACAUCAACAAAUUUAUUUGUCAUAAAUUUUAUUGAAAAAAUAUAAAAUCCAAAACAAACGAUACAAAAUAAAUUAAAUAUAAGAAAUAAAACUUUUAUUUUAUAUUGGAAAGGAAAAUAACAAAAGCAAAAAACCAACAACGUUUAAAUUAAAAUCAAAUUUCAAUAAAAAAUAAAUUUAUUAUAUUUUGCAUGCAAAAAUAAAGUUGUGUUGUGUUGGAAAGAGCGAAAAAAAGUAAUAAAAUUUAAAUUAUAAUAAUCACGCAAAAAAUUUAAAUACAAAAAAAAAGUGAAAAUCAAAAAAAGCAAAAUUAAAAUAAAAUUUAAACAAACCAAAGUAAAAUUUGCAUAAUUCUGAAGAAGACUGAAGAGGUCGCAGCACACCAUAGUCUUUUUUCAGAUUUUUGUUUAAAAUCAAAAAAGCUGGAAAGCAGACGAACUACAUGGGAGACUCCUUUAUUAAAAAAAAUUAUAACUAAAAAGAUUUUACACUCACAACCAACAGAAUGACUGUCUAACCAUAUUUUAAUAACAACGAAAACAACCAAAUUCUAAAAAUCAAAAUUUUUGAAAACUUUCUCUUUUCUAAAUCAGCACGCAUGUUGUUAUUAACACCUACAGAUAAAACAAAAACUAUAAAAACUCUACAUAUGAACUGUAAUAAAUUUCCAACUACUACAAAAUCCUUAAAGUUCUAUUAACAUUUAAAAUUCCUCCUUCCCUCUUUCCCCCCAAAAAAACAACCGAGAAGAAAACAAAAUUUUGUACCCUUUACCUAAACAAACAAAAAAAAAAUACAAAAUUUUCCCACAUAAAAACCAGCAAAAUAUAAAAAUCCCACAAACAUCUAACUAGCUAUGAAUUUACAUCAUAAUCCAAAUAACGAUGAUGAAUGUGACAAUUCAAUAUCAUCACAAAACCAACGACAUUGUCAACAGCUACAGCAACAUGGCCAACAUGUUUGCAAUACACAACACAGGCAUAGCAACAGCAGCAGCAGUAGAUUUAGCCAAACUGGCCAGUUUUUACAAAAGAAAAUUAUAACAAUGUCAAAUGCAUCCACGACAGCCGAAGCAACAGCGGCAGCAACAACAAUUAAAUUAUUAACGAAUACCUGCCCCACAGUAGUAGAUGAACAGCAACAACGACAACAAAAUGGCCAACAGCAUCAACAUCAACAUGUUCAUUCACUGCAACAAAAGUGGCUGCAAAAACCACCACGGGGGCAGACGCUUGCAAGGAAGAAUGCACCAGUGAUAUGGAAUUUACUAAAUAAUAACAAAAUGUUCAAAUUACACAAUGUCUGUAAAUAUUUCCUAGUGAUGUUUGUCGUGAUAUUAACAAGUUUUCCAGCUGCCACCGUUAUGGCUUUGCCCAGUCUACAGGACACAAAUAAUACUACCACAACUCUAACUACUACUACAACUAAUACUAAUAAUGUAAUACAGCAAACUCAUGCAUAUAAAAAUGAUAAAAUUGCCACAAUUAGUCAAAGUGUAAAUAGUACUAGUAAUUACAAUAACAACAACGAUACCACAACAAAUUCGGCUGUUAAACUAAUAUUAAAUGAUUAUAAUGAUGCCUUUUUGCAAAUGUUGCCCAUGACUGAACAACAGGAGCAACAGCAGCAGCAGCAACAACAGCAAUAUCCAUCGUCUGCUAAAACUCAUUUAUUAGAAAUGGAGCCGGAUGUCACAGUGUUACAUGAUGAUCUCUUGGAAAGUUUUCGUGGCACUCACAGUUUGCCUCAUCAACCCAUGUAUACAAAUGAAUUUGCUGUUCAUAUACCGGCGGGCAAAGAAAUGGCUGACUUGAUUGCCGAUAAAUAUGGUUUUAUCAAUAUGGGUCAGAUUGGCUCUUUACAAGACUACUAUUUAUUCCACCACAAACGCAUCUCAAAACGUUCCCUAAGAACUAGUGAUGAACACCAUAGCGCCUUAAAUGCUGAGCCAGAAGUCAGAUGGUUAGAACAGCAACAUGAAAAAAUCCGCCAAAAACGUGAUGGCUCCUAUAGUAGCAUAGCCGGCUAUAGUCCUUAUGAUGUUGUACGUCCCUCAACUGGUUUUGGCAGCAGUAUGCCAACAUCACGUUUAUCAUAUCAUCCCACCUCUGUGUAUCGUCCGUUAGUACCGCGGGCACCACGCAUACAAUACCGUGAUGCCGGUCCACACAAUAUCUUUCCCGAUCCUUUGUUCAAGGAACAAUGGUACUUGAAUGGUGGCGCCAAAGAUGGUUUGGAUAUGAAUAUAGGACCUGCAUGGCAAAAAGGUUAUACCGGCAAGGGUGUAGUUGUUUCCAUACUGGACGAUGGCAUACAAACAAAUCAUCCUGACCUUGCUCAAAACUAUGAUCCAGAUGCAUCAUUUGACAUUAACGGCAAUGAUUCCGAUCCAACGCCACAGGAUAAUGGCGAUAACAAGCAUGGCACCAGAUGUGCUGGCGAAGUUGCAGCCGUAGCCUUCAAUAAUUAUUGUGGUGUAGGUGUAGCAUAUAAUGCUAGUAUUGGUGGUGUUCGCAUGUUGGAUGGCAAAGUUAAUGAUGUUGUUGAAGCUCAAGCUUUAAGUUUAAAUCCCUCACAUAUUGACAUUUACAGUGCUUCUUGGGGUCCUGAGGAUGAUGGCUCCACGGUUGAUGGUCCUGGACCUUUGGCCAGACGUGCUUUUAUUUAUGGCGUUACCAGUGGCCGUCAAGGCAAAGGUUCCAUUUUUGUUUGGGCUUCCGGUAAUGGUGGUCGUUAUACAGAUUCUUGCAAUUGUGAUGGUUAUACCAACUCCAUUUUCACCUUGUCCAUCUCGUCGGCCACACAAGGAGGCUUUAAACCCUGGUAUUUGGAAGAAUGCUCCUCUACCCUGGCUACCACCUACAGUUCUGGCACUCCUGGUCAUGACAAGAGCGUAGCAACUGUUGAUAUGGAUGGCCGUUUGAGACCCGAUCAUAUUUGCACAGCCGAACAUACUGGCACCUCAGCUUCGGCUCCUUUGGCCGCUGGUAUUUGUGCUUUGGCUUUGGAGGCAAAUCCCAAUCUAACCUGGCGUGAUAUGCAAUAUUUGGUGGUCUAUACCUCCAGACCUUCACCAUUGGAAAAGGAAUCCGGUUGGAUGUUGAAUGGUGUGAAACGUAAAUACAGUCACAAGUUUGGUUAUGGUUUAAUGGAUGCCGGUGCCAUGGUAUCGUUGGCCGAACAAUGGUCCACUGUGCCACCCCAGCAUAUUUGCAAAUCGCGUGAAAAUAAUGAAGAUCGUAAGAUAGAGGGUAGCUAUGGCUACACUUUGGCUACUCAUAUGGAUGUUAAUGGUUGUGCUGGCACUAUUAAUGAGGUGCGCUAUUUGGAGCAUGUUCAGUGCAGAAUCACCUUGAGAUUCUUCCCUCGUGGUAACUUACGCAUACUGUUAACCUCUCCCAUGGGCACUACCAGCACCUUGUUGUUUGAGAGACCCAGAGAUAUUGCUAAAUCCAACUUUGAUGACUGGCCUUUCUUGAGUGUCCACUUCUGGGGCGAAAAAGCUGAAGGCAGAUGGACUCUACAGAUUAUAAAUGGUGGCCGCAGACGUGUUAAUCAACCUGGUAUUUUAUCGAAAUGGCAAUUGAUCUUCUAUGGCACCGCCGUCCAACCCAUGCGUUUGAAAAGUGAUUUAGUUUCACAGCCUGUUUACACCUAUCCCACUGAAUCGGAUUUGGGUCAGCCUUUGAAUGCCGAUCAGUUUAGCAGUUUUUUGAAUUUCCAAAAUCUUUAUACCGGAGCCGGCUCUAAUCCAGAGCAGGCAGUUACCACCGUAGAUGGUCAUAAUAUUCCCACACCUCAAAGACAAAAUGUCAUGGCCGAUUCGAAUAAUAAGUUGGUAUUGCAUGACUGUGAUCCCGAAUGUGACUCGCAGGGUUGUUAUGGCCGUGGACCCACGCAGUGUGUGGCCUGUAAACAUUAUCGUUUGGAUAACACCUGUGUCAGCCGUUGCCCACCCAGAUCCUUCCCCAAUCAAGGCGGUGUCUGCUGGCCCUGCCAUGAAUCCUGUGAAACCUGUGCUGGUGCGGGACAAGAUAGUUGUUUAACUUGUGCUCCAGCUCACUUGCAUGUUACCGAUUUGGCUGUGUGUCUGCAAGUCUGCCCAGAAGGAUAUUAUGAAAAUUAUGAUAAUAAAACUUGUGUGCCAUGUGAAGCUAAUUGUGGCUCAUGUCAAGAUCGUCCCGAUUAUUGUACAUCAUGUGAACAUCAUUUAGUUAUGCAUGAGCAUAAAUGUUUCUCCUCAUGUCCUUUGCAUACCUACGAAACGGAAGAGUACAACUGCGCUUCGUGCCAUUCAUCUUGUGACACUUGCAACGGUUCGGCGGAAUCACAAUGCAUCACUUGUCGUUCCGGUCGUUAUGCCCUCGAUGGCAAAUGUUUAAAUAGAUGUCCAGACGGUUACUAUGCUGAUAAAAAACGCCAAGAAUGUGUAGCGUGUCCGACGGGCUGUGCCACAUGUACCACCAAUGGUUUUUGUCUAACAUGCCUGCAAAAUUGGACACGCAAUAAAAAAGGAAAAUGUAUUAUCACCGGCAGUGAAAAUUGCGAAGAAUCUGAAUACUACGAUAACAACCAUUGUCAUCCAUGUCAUAGCACUUGCGAGACAUGUGAUGGACCCACCGAAUCAAAUUGUUUAAGUUGUCCCCAAAGUCUGCUGUUGCAAAACAAUCACUGCGUAAGCUCGUGCGACGAUGGUUUCUAUAUGGAGGCUGGUGUUUGUGCUAAAUGUCUGCACACAUGUACCCAAUGUGUCUCACGUAUGAAUUGUACGGCCUGUGCCAAAGGAUUGCAACUACAAAGUGGCGAAUGUCGUACCACCUGUGCCGAUGGCUAUUAUAGCGACCGUGGCACUUGUGCCAAGUGUUAUCUCAGCUGUCAUACCUGCAGUGGUCCGCGUCGUGAUCAAUGCGUUCAAUGCCCCAGUGGUUGGCAGUUAGCUGGUGGUGAAUGUCAUCCUGAAUGUCCCGAAGGUUUUUAUAAGUCAGAGUUUGGUUGUCAAAAGUGUCAUCAUUAUUGCAAAACUUGUAAUGGUGCUGGUCCAUUAGCUUGUACAUCAUGUCCUGCACACUUUAUGUUGGAUGGUGGUCUCUGUAUGGAAUGUUUAGGUUCACAAUAUUAUGACUCACCCACACAAACCUGCAAAACAUGUCAUGAAUCGUGUCGUUCUUGCACAGGACCCGGCCAGUAUUCAUGUCAAACCUGUGCCUUUCCCCUGCAUUUGGAUCGUCUGAAUAAUCAGUGUGUACCCUGUUGUGCCAACGAUGCUUCGCCCGAGGAUCAGACAUGCUGUCACUGUGAUAAAGAUACAGGUGGUUGUAUAAAUGCUUCGCCUGCUGGCAAACGUCGCAUUGCUGCUGCUGCCGAACAGCAACAAUUUGGUAGUUCCUAUGGCAAUAGUGGCGGCCUUUAUGGGAAUUUACUAGAUGACACAGAUGGUUCGACAACAGGUGUUAGUGGUUUAUUCUCACGUGUCGGUUCACCGUUAACAACUAUAACAGCUAUUGCGGUUGCUGCCUGUCUACUUAUUGUUACCGUAUUUGCUGUCAUUUUUGCCGUCUUACAGCGCUCCACAAACCAUCCGGCCCGUAAAACCACCAAAUACAAUAAAAUACCCACCAAUGGACGUCGAAAAAAUCGUAUUACCUCCUCAAGUACUCUACUAAAAAUUGAUGCUGAAGCUAAUGUGGAAGAGGAGGAGGAAGAAGACGAAGAUGAAGAGGAAAUAGACUAUGAAAGACAAUUACAAAACCAACAACAGCAAGGUGAUACAGUAGAAGAAGACGACGACGAUGAAGAGGAGGAUUUAGAAUUAUACAAUUUGAAUAGAAAUUCCAAAAAAUUAGCACAGCCACUUAAAAAGGAAACGGAAAAACUGAAAACAUUUGUAAGAGUGCCACUCAAAAAAACGAUCAGUCAGGUGGAUCAAGAAACACAAAGGACAUAGAAUUUUCUCAAACACGAACUGAGUAAACACUAAAACAAGAAAAUAAACAAAAAAAAAUUAAAGGUUUAAAAAUUCAAAAACAAAGCCUUAUAAAAGAUUUAAAAAAAAACAUAAAAGAAAAAACACAUUUUUUUAAAAAGAAAAUAUUUGUAAAUGUAAAUUUUGUAUAAAGAAAAUUGUACCUUAUUAUAUAAAACACAAAACAAAAAAAAAAAUUAAAGUAAAACAGAAAAUAAAUUAAAACAAAAGUAUAGGAUUAAAACAGCUCUAAGCUUAAUUUAAACAAACAAAAGAUAAAAAAAUAACAGAUAUACUAGAUUUUGUUAAUAAAAAUUAUAUAAUUAUAAAUUCUUUUUUAAAACCCUGUAACUAAUAGACAAUUUUGUUUUGGUGUAAUAAAUAUCACAAGAAUUUUAUUUAAUUUUAAUAAUUAUUUCAUGUAACAAAAACCAUAUAUAUUUUGUGUGUAAAGUUUAUAUAUUUAUAGAAUUAACACUGUUUUUAGCCAAUUAUAACAUUUUCUAUUUUUUUUAUUUUAUUUUAAUAUUUUUUAUUUUUGAAAACAAAAAAACUAUUUUAUCAAUUUGAUUUUACCCUUUUACUUAUGAUUUGUUAUAAUUUAGUAAAGAAAAUAAAAAAAAUAAAAUGUAAUUUUAAUUUAUGUGUAUGUAUGUAUUUUUGUAAACUGAAACCCUUGAAGGGUCAUGUUUUUUUUUUUUUAUUAAAUAUUAUUUUAUUAUUAUAAUUAUUAUGUAGUAUAAUUUGUUUAUAUGUUAAUUAUUGAUAACAAUUUGAUUAAAUUAAACACAACAACAACAAAAAUUUAAAGCUAAAUAAAUAAUAAAUAAAUGAUUUUAAAAUUAUUGUAAUCAACAUAAAAA